Messenger RNA from Ceratina calcarata, 4242 nucleotides. RefSeq names its product defective proboscis extension response 12 (gene dpr12). Gene Ontology annotation, biological process: synapse organization. The transcript is spliced from 5 exons. NCBI's taxonomy places the organism in Eukaryota, Metazoa, Arthropoda, Insecta, Hymenoptera, Apidae. Gene Ontology annotation, cellular component: neuron projection membrane. The record is from RefSeq and is a predicted model, not a curated record. Bases 18 to 848 code for a protein of 276 amino acids.
CUAUACUGAAUGCUCUGAUGUUAGAAUAUGUUCCAGACCGGCGCGUCCCUUACGUGAUACCCUCGAACUGGAAGACGUUAUGGUUCAGCAACAUGGACGAGCUGCAGAGAGUGAACGACGCGAACGAUAACAACACCGUCUCGAACGUGACGGUGCAGCUGGGCGGGACCGCGUUUUUGCAUUGCAAAGUUCGUAACCAAGCGGACAGGACGGUGUCCGACACGGAGAUAUCCUGGAUACGGCGACGUGACUUCCACGUCCUCACCAGUUCCACGUUCACGUACACGAAUGACGCUCGGUUUCAAGUUCUACACCCGGAGGGCUCGGACGACUGGACCCUUCAGAUCAAGUACGUUCAGGACAGAGACAAUGGGACCUACGAGUGUCAGGUCUCGAGGAGUACAGGGAUAUUAUCACACUUUGUCAAUCUAAACAUAGUUAUACCAGAAGCAUUUAUAUUAGGGAGCGGCGAGCAUCACGUCGACGUAGGAUCCAUUAUAAAUCUCGUAUGCAUAAUAGAAAAGAGUCCAACACCGCCGCAAUAUGUUUUCUGGUUUCACAAUAAUCGAAUGAUAAAUUACGAUACGACGCGGGGCAGCGUAACCGUGCAAACCGAUCCCAGCUCGACUCAGAGCCGUUUGACGAUUCACCAAGCGGUGGAAUCGGACACAGGCAAUUAUACGUGCAGCGCCUCGAAUACCAAGCCAGCAUCGAUCUAUGUCUUUGUCACAGAAGGUGAUAAAAUGGCAGCCAUACAACGCCGUAAGACGUCGGCCGCAGAGAAGAAUUUCUGUGAAUUGCUAGUACUAAUUAUCACCACUGCGAUAGUGAUCGUUUUAACGCGAUAAGCAUUUCUCUUCGAUAUGUCCAUAAUUAUUAUACCGUUACUUCCGUUUGUGAUAGAUAGACUACUAUUCUGCGAUUUCGACCCACUAUUCGCUGUCCUUCUUUCCCUUCGACGCUAGAAACGAUUAUCGCCUGUGCAAUCACUUUUUUUUCUUUACCUCCAUCCUCCUCCCUCGUUCGUCUCCUUUACUUGAAUCUCAACGAUCAUCUCCGUAUACGUUAGAUUUUCCUUCCCCUUUACUUUCCCCAGCUGUAAUUACUUCACGUUCGCUCGACGGUUACGUCUCACCGUGUUUCCCUCGUUACAUUCUUUAUUUCCGUUUCAUCGCCGAGAUUGCCGCCGGCUGAAUCAUUUCGACAUACGAGAUUUUCAUGGUAGAUCGCCCUGCGUCCACGUCGUUAACGUGCGAUCGAAAUUAUAAAAGUAAAUCACGAUUUCUCUCUCUUUCUCCCGUGUCUUCCCGAUCUCCUUCAUCCAUCGAUUUCUGGCUGCGUCCUUCGACAGGAGUAACCGUGCAAUUUUAAACCAACUCCACUCGUCAUGACGCAUUUCGAGUGUAAGGCUGGACUCGUACUCUCCGUCCUGUCAGGGACAGUGCGAAUCCUGCAGAAUUAUUCGAAGCGAGGCGACAGUCACGCGAAACGUGCCCGAUAAAAUGAAACACUUAAUACAGUUAAGUUGAGUCCUCUAAGGACUAGAUAUAUUUCAAUAAAAGAGUAAAAUACGUUAAUAAAUAAAAUCUUAUCGUUGACGUUCGUAGUACAUUCUAUUAAUAAGUUGAUCGUAAACUUGUUUCCGACGUUUCAUUAUUAUUAAAGUAACGUGGAUGAGAAACGAAAACUGUGAUCGUGUCAAUUUUUAUAUAGCGGUGUAAACCUUUUUACGAUUACUUGUUAGGAUUAAUUUUAAGGUGGAAAAUCGUUUAGACCGGCGGCACAUCGUUUCUCGGUAGGAACCGUUUAUCAACGAGUCGACGUUGCAAUCGAAUUCUUUAGGGAAGCAAUACAAACUGUACGUCGCAUCGAUUCAUCCUCAGUCAGUCGCGUUCCCUUUGAAACAUUAUGAUUGACUCCCACGCCGAUCUUCGUUCAAACAAUACGACAUUAAUAAGACAUCAACAGGAGAAGCUUCUGUACGAGUUUGAUCGUCGGUGUUACCAAGUGUCAUUUUCAAUUUACAAUACUUCAGCGACCCACUCAUAGCAGUCUCCGGAUACAUUGACCAUCCCCAUCAAUUCUUCAAAGUGUUCCACGUUUUAUUUAUAUUUAUUUCUCUUCUCCGUCUAUUAUUAAUUGGAAUUAUGAAAUCUGGAGGCUACUGUAGUUCCAUUCUACCUUUCAUCAAUUCGAUCUACCUUUUAUAAUUUCCCUGAGUGCACAGGGUCGACAUUCCCAUACGCUUCUCCUUACAAAUAUGUAUGCGUAUGUAAUUAUUAUUAUUAAUUUCACGGUACGAAGAUUAGAAGAUGCUGGAAAUGAUUUUAUUCCUGAAAGAAGUUUACUUGAGAGAUAAUUAAGAAAACACUUGCGCACCGUCGAAUGGUUUUAUAUGCCAAUUUACUUUCUCCCCCGCAGGAGCUGUUAUAUACAUUUACCAACGUUUCGUCUGCAUUUGACAAUUAGUUCUCACCCGCGCAGAACGACGUUAUGAUACAUAUCGUGAAUUAAUAAAAUCUGAAGAGCGAAUACGGGAGAUUAAUUUGUUUCUGAAUUUAAUAAACGGAAGGGAGUAGGGCGUAUAUUGUGUUAGUCGACGAGGAACGUAAAUGCGGACGAAAAGUUAGAACAGGGAUCAAAACGACGAGUAUUAUAUUAUGUACUUAUCUAAAGAUGUAUGUGUGUAACACGACGACGGUUUGAUGAUAGCCGAGAUAAGUGAGAAACUGCCAUAUAUUAUAUAUUGUUUGACGCAGCGAGACGUCCGGGAGCUGAGCGUCUCGCGGAUUUCGAUUUUACAGCUGGUUCAAAAUAAAUCCGAGUACUAGCUAGAGACUCUGUGUAUAACUAAGUUUCUUAUUGCAAAGAUAACGAUUCCGUGCGAACAGUAGGAUCGCGCGCUUAUUGCGUGACACCCGUUCUAUCGAUUGAACACUCCGGGGCCCCCCCCGUCGCGCAGGGUGGGUGGAACAGUAAUAAAAUGAAGCGAAAUAAAAGGAGCGAAGACCACCGAAACCAUAAAUUCGAUCAUUAACUCGCACCCUUACAAAUUCAUUUAUGAAAAUACUUUUUUCUCCUCUUCUCGUUCUGUUAUUUAAAAACCCGGCUGGCAUGCAACGUUCUCGUCACGCGACGUUAAAAAGAGACUUUAAACAGCCAGUCGCUCGAUGGUAACUAUAUACUUAAUAACGUCUGAUCACGAUUUAUGAAACUAAGAUUGUACCGAGCGCAAGAGAAAGAGGUAUUGUACUCGCGUUAAAGAGAGAAAAUAAUCGGAGGGGGUCGAUUAGAUCUCGGGCGGCCUGAAUCUCGUUCAGGAUAAACAUACGAUAUAAUAAUACCAAAAGCGGAAAGAGUAAGGGAGAGAGAGAGAAAGAAAGAACGAUCGACGGCUUGAUCUCCUUCGAGAAACGAGCAAGCAAAUAAGUUUUAACGAACGGCGUAAAGUUCAGUAGCGACGAUAAGACUUUAUUACAGGAAACGAUUCGAUCACGUUCUACGCGUUUUCCGUGUAUUUACGCAUGGAUCAUCUGAGUCCAUCGAUAGUCAUAUCUUAUAUUCUGCCAUAGAAAAUCUCUGUACAAUUCCCGUCUCGUACGUACAUACACAACAUAUAUACCUACGAUAUUUUGUAAACUUGUGUUUGUUAUGUAAAAAAGAAGAUUCACGUACCAUCGAUCCGAUUUGAAUUUAUGAAACGAUUGUUUUAAUUACAUAGGCGUUUGCGUAACGAGAAGACCACCGUAGGCAUGGUGCGUACAUACGCGACGUACAUACCGUCAGACCGAGGGACGUACCCUCGUAUGUACGCAUCGUCUACUUAAUUAAGUAUUUUGAUUAAUGUUCGCCCGCCUUUUUACGAACAUUUGUGUCAUUUUACUUGGAGUUAUCCGCAGAUUCGUUGAAACCGAAUUUUAAUAAAAUCCACGAUACAAAAUAAUCCACUUCUUGGUGUCUGCUCUGUCGCAUUUUAGAUAGAAGCGUAAAGAGGACGAGGGUACAGAAGAAGCAGAAAGAAAUGAACGCCUGAACCGCUUGAGAUCUGGUGGACAAUAUUUUUUAGUGACCCGGCAUAGACAAGCACGUUAUACAUAAAUCUAUUGUAAAACGUAAAAUGAGUAUCGGCGAAAAGAAUAAUUCGACCUAAAGAAGAAUACUCUGGCAAUAUUCUCCGGAAGGAAAAAGGUGAGCUGAUCGUUUCUUUUUACUGAAAUAUACAUCACGAAACUGCCAAGUGAA